GAUCACGACCGAAACGAACAAUCCGAACCGACUCGUCAAAAUCAGCCAAUAUGCCUUCCGAAGUCUCCGACAUCAAGCAGUUCAUCGAGAUCUGCAGGCGCAAGGACGCUAAGUCUGCCCGCAUAAAGAAGAACAAGAAGGUCAACAACAUCAAGUUCAAGGUCCGAUGCUCAAAGAACGUCUACACCCUCGUUCUUAAGGACACCGACAAGGCCGAGAAGCUGAAGCAGAGUCUGCCCCCGGGUCUUACCAUCUCCGACGUUGGCAAGAAGAACCCCAAGGGCAAGCACGCCGCAUAAAUGGAGCCACGACGGUGAGGAGGCAGAUGAGGAAACUGAGUGCGAGGUGAAGAAGUCAGCGCACGAAGUACGACUGGCAUGGCAUGAGCGGACGGGCGUCAAACGGAUAACCUUUCUUCAAUGGCAUACCGAACCUCGUAAAAGAGAGUUCACCAGGAAUGAAAAAGUCAAACUU
Parastagonospora nodorum SN15 is the source of this 474-nucleotide messenger RNA. RefSeq lists its product as hypothetical. Lineage: Eukaryota; Fungi; Ascomycota; Dothideomycetes; Pleosporales; Phaeosphaeriaceae. Gene Ontology annotation, biological process: protein-RNA complex assembly; translation. The transcript has 3 exons. The record is from RefSeq and is a predicted model, not a curated record. The coding region runs from base 51 to 299 and encodes 82 amino acids. Gene Ontology annotation, molecular function: structural constituent of ribosome. Gene Ontology annotation, cellular component: ribosome; cytosolic large ribosomal subunit.